CUGAGCCCAGGAAGGUUGAAACUGCAGUGAGCUGUGAUUGUGCCACUGUAUUCCAGCCUGGGCAACAGAGUGAGACCCUGUCUCAAAAAAAAAAAAAAAAAAAAAAAAACAGAAAAGAAAAAAAGAAUAAUGUAAGACUUGACUAAAGGGACUGUUUCCAUAGGAAUGGGCAGGGUAUAGGGAGAUCACAAGGGUUAGUGCAGUUUCCUGAGACUGCUAACGUGGCCUGUUUCCCCUAGGACUAAAGAAGGUCCCUGGAGGGGAGGGAAUGGGAAGAUACAGGUUCUGUAAAUCUCAGUGAGGCUGAAGAGUGAGUUCCUCCCAAGAACCUGGAAAUAAGGGUGGCUCCUGAGAGUUACAAAAAACCCACCUAGAACACAUGUGGGAGUAAAUCCAAAAUGACUGGCCUGUAAAUGUGUGACUGAGUGUUUGGGAACCAACUAAAGGCUGUCAAGGGUGGUGGCUGAGGACGCCUCUGGGAGGUUGGGCUGGAGGGGGACCCUAUUGGGUGAACAGAAAUCCCAAUUGUAUUAAGUAAACUAAUAAAGGUAAAGCGUUUACUGUAGUGUCCAGCACUCAGCAAGCACUAAGGAAGUAGAUGCUUUUUUUUUUCUUUUUUUUUUGUAAGACAGGGUCUCGAUCUGUCCCCCAGGCUGGAGUAUAAUGACAUAUACAAUGGCACCAUCUUGGCUCACUGCAGCCUCUGACUCCUGGCCACCUCACCUGGCUGAUGCUAUUUUUUUUUUUUUUUUUUUUUUUGAGAUGGGAGUCUUGCUCUAUCGCCAGGCUAGAGUGCAGUGGCACAAUCUCGGCUCACUGCAACCUCUGCCUCCUGGGUUCAAUUAAUUCUUCUACCUCAGCCUCCCGAGUAGCUGGGAUUACAGGCAUGCGCCAUCACGCCCAGCUAAUUUUUUGUAUUUUUAGUAGAGAUGGGGUUUCGCCAUGUUGGCCAAGCUGGUCUCGAACUCCUGAGCUCAAGUGAUCCACCUGCCUUGGCCUCCCAAAGUGCUGGGAUUACAGGUGUGAGCCACCGCACCCGGCCCUGAUGCUAUUGUUAAACUCAGUUUGGAGAAAGGCUAUGUGGGCAGAAGAUAGAUCACAGGGAAGGGGGGUCCUAAAAGCACGUGGGGAAAACGUAUAUUCUGUCUUAGAGAUGCUAGGACGAACUGUCUUUAGAAUGAAGGCUGCCCCAUGACAGGAAACAAGGUUUUAAGGUUACUUAACUGAGAGACUCAUCAUACCUUUUCCCCUCUUGGGGGUUCCAGACUCACUGAGCUAACUUUCUGGUAACUGGGCUUCCCAAGGGGUAGCCCAAACUGCCUUGAUCUAUUGAUGCAGAAAUUCAGUUCUGCUUGACAGUUUUAUUUCUCUGUGCAAAUUAAUACCUAGCCUUCUGGGGUUUGUACAUAGGCCUUUACUCUGGUCAAAUGCCAGACCUGCAAAGGGAGUCGGAUCCACUCACUGAACCAGUGAAACUGGGUUUUGGAGCCAGAGGUCUGGGAACCAUGUCCCUCAAAACAGCCAAAGGUAUCCAUCUUUAGCAGAACUACCUUGUACCAGUUAAUCUGCAGUAAGUGAGUAGGGAGAGAAUGAAGGGAAGAUCUAGCUAGACAGGGUAGACAAGACUCUAGGAUAUAGCCAGGAAAGGGAGUCCUCCUGAAGCCUUUGCCUCAUCUUAGGCACCUCCUCCUUCAGGAAGCUUUCCUUGAUCCUUGCUCUACCUAGGCUGGGGUAGGUACCCUCAUGUGCACUUUUCAUGGCACUAACUAGUCACUCUGGGCAGGGAGCAUUUGUCUACUUGUCACAACACAUCUGAGCUUUUGGAAAAUAAGGAUAAUGUCUUAUUUGUCUUUGUAGCUCAAGGGCCUGGUGCAGAGUAGGUACUCAGUUAAAGUUUCUUGAGUGCAUGACUUGGCUGAAUGAAUGACUGAGACAGAAUGGAUUGAUUAAAGACAAGAGAGGGUGGACUGUAAGCCCCCCAGGAUAGGAACCCCGACUGCCUUGUGGUGUACUCCCCAGUGCCCAGCACAGUGCCUAGCAGUCAAUGCCCAAAGUGUUCCAAAUAUGCUGACCGAGGGUCAGAUCCCACUUGCCUCUUCUCGAAGAUUCUCUACCUGACCACUUCUCUCCUUGCUGCCGCUGGCUAGGACAGAACAUCCAGUCCCCGCUGCCGUACUAAGCAACACGGAACCGGGUGGCACCAAGACUUGUUCCCUGUCGCUGCAGAUGUAGGGUAGUGUCUUUCCCUCCUUCCCAGCUAGUCGCCCAGGGCAGGGUCGCCCUGUCUGGCUAGGGUGCUGCACCCGCAGCUCUCGGUAUCUUAGGUCAGACGCCCGGAACGCGCAGGCCGUUUCUGCUCCUCCGGAAAACAAUCUCCGAGCUGCGCCAAGACCCGUCCCUGCGGAGCAGGAGUGGGGAAUGGGAAGGUGGGAAGGCGAGUCCGCGACUCUGCUCCCCAACCCCAGCUGGCGCGGCUUUCCACGCAUCCCCCCUCCGAUCUCCCGAUGCUGGCUCUGGCGCGGUGCUCCUUGCAGCCCCACGCUUUGCAAACUUUCGGAGUUUUACUCCAUUUGCGUCACGGAAAAGGCAGGAGGAUGACGGAGUCCAGGAAGCUAGGCAGCGGCAGCUGGCAAGCUCCUCCGCCGGGCGCUCCAACCACGGGGGCGUGAGGUGUCUCCCGGCGAGGGCGGACAGGCGGAGGGAGAGGAGGGGAGGUGGCGGUCCCAGGGACCAGCCCUGGAGGCUCUCGAGCCCCCUCGUUCCCGGGUCGUUUCCUCCCUCUCGCCUCCCGGACUGAGCGCCAGCGAGCGAGGGCGCUGGCCCGCUGGGAAGCCGCGCGGAGGAGUAGGCGGGGGCUCGGCUGCAGCGCCCCGGGCCCGCGGGAGGGCGGAGCUGGCCGUCCCUGCCCCGCCGGGACGCACGGAAGUGCAGCGGAGUUUGCUCGAUUCUCCAGCCUGCUUCCCCCUCCCUCCUCCCUCUCCCCACCCCUCACCUCCCCUUUGGCGAUCCCCUCUUUCCUCAGGACGCCACCUCCCGGAAUCGCCUUUUUGUUUUGGAGCUGCCUUCUCGCUGGCGGAACGGAGGGUCUGCGAGCGCCGGAGAAGGCAGGUUGGGGGCGCAGACCGCCACCCACUGGCCGGGCCCCGCAGGGCGGAGAGGAGGACGGACGGACAGACGGCUGGCCGCGCCAUCUGCUCGCCGGAGCUCACUCUCCAAACUCCAAACUGUUGAGUGUGUGCGUGCACGCGAGGGUGGUGAUCGGGGGUCGUAAGUCCCGGGUGAGGAACCGGUUUCUGCUGGGGUUACCUUUGGACGGGGUUCCUGGGAUUCGGAGCAGGGUCAGCGUCAGGCUCAGAAACUGCUGAGGAAUUAGACAAACAAAAGAGACCACUCAGCGAGUAGACAGAAGUCACCCGACAGCCUCAUCGCGCCCCCUCCUUCCUCCGGGGUUGGGGCUGGCCACUUCUGGGGCGGGGAGAGGGCGCCCGAGCCGGCGGGGGCUCCGGCUGCGCAGCCGGGGUCGAAGAGUUGGCGGCCUGUUGUGUAAGCCUCAGUCCUUGUUUUCCCGGCCUGGCUCGUUGUGAAGCCGGACACAUCCACCCUUGGACUCGAUUCAGGCGGCUGCUGCUUUUCUCCUUGCCCCUCUUGGAUUUUCCGGAUUUUUGAAAACCCAGUGGACCAGGAGCAAGAGGAGGAAGGAGGAAGGGGCAGAUCUGCAGAGGAAUGUGAGAGCCUCCCAAAGCGACAGCCGCCAAAAGAAUCUGGGAGCCAGAGGGACAGCCGAGCCCUGCCCGGGUUUCUGGAAUGGUGGCUUCAGAGUGAGUCUCUUCUAUUUUAGAACGUUGUUCCAGUGGAAAGCGUCGAAUUUUUCCCCUCGCAGGGCAGAUUUCUCCAGGUCACUUGACUUUUCUUCUGGGAGUAGGCAUUAGGAGAGACUCCCCUCUAACCCCCCAGAGGCUGCUAAGGGAGGAGGAGACUGUGGACAUGAGCCCUCCCUGCUCACAAGCAUAUGCCCGGAGACCUGAUAGGGCAGUUUCUGGGCCAUGGACAUUGCUUUGAAGAGCGAGAGACUAGACAGCAUCUGUGGGUGCUGAGACCUCACCUUAGGACCUGAGAGUUUGAACUGUGUAAGCGCCAUUCAGCUGCGAGUGCAUUCUUGGACUCCCUUGUAGGCAUCCCUGGUCUGGGCAGGACCCUCUCCUUCCCAUCUUUCUAUACCACCCAGCCCAGCUAUGGCACUGAAAGGCCGAGCCCUGUAUGACUUUCACAGUGAGAACAAGGAGGAAAUCAGCAUCCAGCAGGAUGAGGACCUGGUCAUCUUUAGCGAGACCUCACUGGAUGGCUGGCUGCAGGGCCAGAACAGCCGUGGCGAGACAGGGCUCUUUCCUGCCUCUUAUGUGGAGAUCGUCCGUUCUGGCAUCAGCACCAACCAUGCUGACUACUCCAGCAGCCCUGCAGGCUCUCCAGGGGCCCAGGUGAGCUUGUACAACAGCCCCAGUGUGGCCAGCCCAGCCAGGAGUGGUGGGGGCAGUGGCUUCCUCUCAAAUCAGGGUAGCUUCGAGGAGGAUGAUGAUGAUGACUGGGAUGACUGGGAUGACGGAUGCACAGUGGUGGAGGAGCCACGGGCUGGUGGGCUGGGCACCAACGGGCACCCUCCCCUCAACCUCUCCUACCCUGGUGCCUACCCCAGCCAGCACAUGGCCUUCCGGCCCAAGCCACCACUGGAGCGGCAGGACAGCCUGGCAUCUGCCAAGCGAGGCAGUGUGGUGGGCCGUAACCUCAACCGUUUCUCAUGCUUUGUGCGUUCUGGAGUGGAGGCCUUCAUCCUGGGUGAUGUGCCCAUGAUGGCCAAGAUCGCUGAGACAUACUCCAUUGAAAUGGGCCCUCGUGGCCCCCAGUGGAAGGCCAACCCCCACCCAUUUGCUUGCUCUGUGGAGGACCCCACAAAACAGACCAAGUUCAAGGGCAUCAAAAGCUACAUCUCCUACAAGCUCACACCCACCCAUGCUGCCUCACCCGUCUACCGGCGCUACAAACACUUUGACUGGCUCUAUAACCGCCUGCUACACAAGUUCACUGUCAUCUCGGUGCCCCACCUGCCUGAGAAGCAGGCCACUGGCCGCUUCGAGGAGGACUUCAUUGAAAAGCGGAAGCGGAGACUCAUCCUCUGGAUGGACCACAUGACCAGCCACCCUGUGCUCUCCCAGUACGAAGGCUUCCAGCAUUUUCUCAGCUGCCUGGAUGACAAGCAGUGGAAGAUGGGCAAACGCCGGGCGGAGAAGGAUGAGAUGGUGGGUGCCAGCUUCCUGCUCACCUUCCAGAUCCCCACCGAGCACCAGGACCUGCAGGACGUGGAAGAUCGUGUGGACACUUUCAAGGCCUUCAGUAAGAAGAUGGACGACAGCGUCCUGCAGCUCAGCACUGUGGCGUCAGAGCUGAUGCUGGACACACUGUCUCUCUACCAAGGCCUGCUCUCCAACUUCCCUGACAUCAUCCACCUACAAAAAGGCGCCUUCGCCAAGGUGAAGGAGAGCCAACGCAUGAGUGACGAGGGCCGCAUGGCGCAGGACGAGGCAGAUGGCAUUCGCAGGCGCUGCCGCGUGGUGGGUUUCGCCCUGCAGGCCGAGAUGAACCACUUCCAUCAGCGCCGUGAGCUCGACUUCAAGCACAUGAUGCAGAACUACCUGCGCCAGCAGAUCCUCUUCUACCAGCGGGUGGGCCAGCAGCUGGAGAAGACCCUGCGCAUGUAUGACAACCUCUGACCGUGUGUGCCUGGGCCCCCUCCUUCCCCUGGGCCUGGUCACUGCAGUGUACCCCACUUUCCCGACCUCCCUAUACCAGCAGUGGCUGGGGGAGGGGUCAGCGGUGGCGGAGAUAAGUGGCCUGUCCUGCCUCCUGGGAGAAGGAGCUUUCAAGGAGUCAUGGGUACCCCUGGGAAAUUCCCCACUCCUUAGAAGUGGGGCACAGCAGGGGUGAGAAUGGAGUCAGGAGCCCUCGAGGCCAAGGCCUGGGCUGCCGGUUAGUCAGUGAAGGUCAGGCCAGGGUCUCAGCCUCCCCUAGAGCCUAUUUUGCUUGCUCACUUGGCCACUGCUGCCUUAUCCAUUCAGCAGACACCGAGGCCUGCUGCACCCCUGGGUCGGAUGCUGGGCACCCAGGGCUGUGACAUGCCUGCUCUUCAGGAGUCCUCAGUGAAGGUCGGGGUCAGACACAGACAGAGUCAAUGCAGUAUGACUGAUGGUUAAGUGAGGGAUUUCUGGAAGCUCACAGAAGGGACCAUAGCAUUCCAUUGGUCAGGGAAGACUCCAUAGAGUAGGCAACAUUCGGACAGUGUUUUGAAGAAUGACAAGGACCUGCCAGACAGUACCUGGGGGAGAAGGACUUUCAGGGGAGAGGAACAGCAUGGGCAAAGUUAGGGAGGCAUGCAAACAUCUCCCUCUUCUCUCCCUUACUUUCCAAGCAAGUUAGGUGCACUUUCCAUGGGGAUUCUGGCCUGUGUGGUAGGAAGGGAUCUCCCUUGCUCCCAUGUUGCUGGCUGUCCAUACAUCACCCUGUCCCCUGCAGGAGGGGGCUACAGGCCAUCUCCCUCCUGUAGGCCUCUGACUCCCCUCCACUUUUGGACCCUCAGCUUAUCUCGGGUAGGGGACCAUUGCAGCAUCUUCCCCUCCUCGGGCUCAAGGUGCUGAGGUAUAAGCCCUGGGCCCCAGAUCCCUGGUGACACCUUCCUGGAGAAGACUCUCAAAAGCAACUGUAUAUUUGAGUCCACCAGCAAUAACUCCGCACACUCAAAGCAGGUCCAAACCCAGGAUCCCAGGGUCCUUGGGCUCCGUGGCACUGUCUUCCCCAGAUCCUUCCUGUUGCACAAUGGGAAACCUAAGAGGAAAAAGACAGGGGCCUGCCUGCCCACCCAUGCAAGGGAUUCCAUGCCCACCCGCCCUCUGCCUGCCUCGCUGGAAUGUGGGCCCCUGCUCCCAGUCAGGUUGUGCUGUCUCUGACCUAUGUUUACAUCCCCGAGGGGUUUCUGCCUCCUCCCCACCCAGGUCAGGGUGUGGUCCAGCAGCUUGUUGUGGGGUGCUGACCUGUGUCACCACUGCCCUCCUUGCCCCCGGGGGGGGUCAUGGUCUCCUCCUGGAUGCUGCUGCUUGAAUCUUUUUUCUUGAUAAACCUUUUACAAUUAAGAUAACACAAGCAUGACUUUUUCUGUUUGGAUCCCAGAAAGGCGGAGGGCAGGAGAAGGAUAGAGCCCUAAUUGCUCCUGAGAGCCAUUGGAUGAGAUUCUGAGGUCAUGGUGGGCACAGAUUUACCACAGAACCUCAAAAGUUCGGGGAAGGGCUGUGCUGGUGGAAGGUGCCAGUAGGCAGGAGGAGCUAGAGGCGGCUGUGGACCCCUGGGUGGAUCCAUCCCUCCCUAGAACGCACUCUUGUCUCUAAAACAGGUGGAGUGCUGCCCAGGGGACUGGCUGUACUGCCUUGUGAUCUGGGGCUGAGGGUUGUGUGAGGAAGGGACAGGACGCUGUGCCCUAGGACAAUUUAAUAGAUGGUGGCUCCUCUCCCCAAGGGGCCAUGCCCUGGCUUUGUCCUUGAAAAGCCCUAGUCCAGGGGAGGGAAGUGGGGGACUCAGAAGCUGUGUCUCUUCCUCAAGCCGUCCUGGGUACCCAGCCCUGCAGAGGCUCCCACAUUGGAAACUGAAGAGGACGCUGGCUGUGCCCUUGGGGGUGCCCUGGUCAGGAUGAGCGGACCUUGCUCUUGGAUCUGUUCAUCCACAGAGGAGAGGAGGGUACUGGUUGAGACUUGGCUCUCCUUUGGAGGCAAUGGGGACUUGGUGGAGGGAGGGCUUCCAGGGUCAAGGCCGUCAGGGAAGGUUGGCUAGGCCAGGCACCAGGGAGCUUGUGCAGGAAGAUGGAGAAGGGCCAGCAGGUGCGGUGGGGGAAGGGUCGGGCAGGACUCCCUGUUCAGGGCAUAGCGUCCUCAGAGGAACUUCUGGAAUGGGUCCGCCUGGCCCUUGGUCAACAUUAGGUCAGAUUUGGGACUUUCUGAGGAAUUUUCCCCUCUCUCCACCCUGCCCCAUUUUCUAACCCAUCCGAGGAACAUCCUGCCCUUAACCUCUUCUCAGCUCUGCCCUCCAUGUAGCCAUCUGCAGAGGGGGCUCUGAGCAGUGGGGGCUGGGCCAGGCCGGGGCAGGGCUGGUGGGAACGCACCUCCUAACCCAUGGUGCCUGGAAAGUCCCCUGCUCAUGCUUCCUGCUCUGGGAACAGUGUUGUCCUCUGUGUGCCUUCCUUGAGAGGGGACCACCUCCUAGGCCUUCCAUCCUCAGGGUGAGGCCGUCAGUCUGAUACUUUUCUCAGGAGGGACUUGGAUCUAGGAGAAGCAUCAGGAAGUGGAGUCUUGGGAUAACGCCAGGCCUGCUCCUGGUAUCCUGAGGUCUCUGGGCUGGGGCAGGUGUGUGUGUGGUAGGGAGGGAGGCUGUCCUGGCCCUCCUCUCUCUUUUCUUUCUGCCUCUAUGGGGGUGGGGGUAUUGGGGGAACUUGGGGCUGUUCUGGGGUAGCUAAGCCCCUUUCAGCAGGAGCUUGGGGGACCAGUGUUGGGGGCAUCCUGGUGUUGGCAGAUUCCUGCCUGGUCACAUGCCAGGCAGAUGUUCCCGACUCGGCUGGACCCAGCUGCCUCGUUUCCUCCCUUGCUUUGCUCUGAGGGGGUGGAAAACAAGGCUUCUCUUUCUGCCCUGGGCAGCUACCAACACCCGGGGUAGGGGAUCUCCUGGUCACCAGUCUUGACCCAGUACAGGAAAAGGAAUCCGCUUUGUGGCCACAAAUGGGGGCUGGGGAUGGAGGCGGACCUCAGAUCCUGCACCUCGUCACCCGCUGGACACAGGAGGGCUAUGAACCACUGUGCCAUGGCUGCGCCACUGGCUGGAGCAGAGCCAGGCCUGGGAGAGGCAGGUGGCCCCAUCAGCCCCUGCUCUGCACCACCCCUCCCAGAUGACAGAGCCAUAUGUCUUCCACGUGUCUACACACUCACAGACUCACGGAUGUAAUCGCUCAGUCUCACAACAAGCACACAGUCACACACCUGCCCACAGGCACAUAGGCCACAUAAGCAUGCCUGUAUGCUCACACAGUCAUACUGCCACACGCUAUUACACAUUCACAGCCACAUCCACACAUGCCUUGCCAUCCAUUCAAAGCACCAGUGGCUACUUUGUCACACACAGCCACACCACAGUCCCAUGCACAUGGUCAUAGCCUCAGACAGUGACACACACUCAGGCACACACCGCCACAAAGCCAAGCUUGCACAGAGCAAAGGUGUCACAAGCAUCUCUGUGCCUGGACUGCACCUGCAUGACCUCCCAGGGUCCCCACCUCAUCAGAGAUUAAGGAGAACUUUGCUUGGAAACACCGCCCCUGGAGGGGGUGUCUCCAAGGAGGAGUAGAGCCAGUCACAAGCACCACGUGCAGGCACACAGCCUAAGAGGUCUAGGGAUGCAAUUGGGAUGACUGGAUACCACCAAGUUCAGCUCCUUAUUGAACAGAUGGGCACCUGAGGCCCAGGGAGCAGUGGUGGCUGGCCUUAUCACCCAGCAGGGCAGGGGAUACUCUGGGGCCAGAGCCUGGCUCUGGGCAGACUCUGUGUCCUGGCCCUGCCCUCCCCUGGGCCAAUCCUCUGGGCCAGGCUGCCUCUGAAGGCCCCUGGCUGAACCGAUCCAGCAGAGCUCCAGGCAGCUCCCAUCUCAAGCUAGAGCUGAGCUGCAGUGGCCACGGGAGCUGGAGCCAGGAUGCGGUGGGCAGGGCCUGGGCCUGGGCGGGAGGAACAUUCCUGCACCAUCUCCUCCCCAAGCAUGUGAGGACCCGGCCCGCCCUGCCCGCCUGCCCGCUGACUCAGGCCUCCAGGAGCCAAGCCUGCUCAGCUCCCCCACCCACCCCAACCUGCUUCCCCACUAGUUCGGCUCUGGUUCCCGUCUCCACUGGCUGGGGCAGGAGAAGACGGUGAGCCCUGGCAGGAAGACCGUGGGGAAAAAUCAAACCUCACCACCCCCAGACAUAUCUCAGAAGGGCUGAUUGUGAAACCCAGCUCUGUUCAACAUAGUUGAACACAAACUUUUUUUUCUUUUGGUUUUGUUUUGUUAGUCAAACCCCAGUGCAGUGCAGUCUGUUUAAGAAGUAGUGCUCACAUAGCUGUGGCCUGGGUCUGCUCAGCAGCCCUGGUAGGCAGCAUUUAUUCCCUUUCACAACGAAGAGACUGAGACUUGGCCAGAUGGAAGAUGGGACCUGCCUGGGUUCACACAGGGAAUUUCUGGCGGGGUUGGACUCGAACCCAGCUCCCUGCCAUCACUCCUUAGAGUCACACUGAUGAACUCAUUUAGGGCCAAAGGAAGAAGGGGAGGCAGAUUUCACCUCUAGAGGAGUGAAGGAAUAGGAGGCUGGUGUACCCAACGGCUGAAAUGUGAAGGGUGAGAGGGUAGGGUGAGUCCCACCAGCCCUGAGGGAUGAAGGGUCUGAAGAUGGCACUGCGCGGUGACAGCUGCAGUGACUCAGGAGCUCCGUUUACAAAGGAACAAGAGUGAGGAACAUAACUUAAUUUUUUUUUAUAUCUGACCUGAAUUUCUCUUUUCCUCCCCCAUUCCCCACAUGGUAGAAGUGUAAUCUCAAAUCAAUUUGGGGACCCCUUCUUUCCCCAGGGAUGUGUAGAACUUUUGGGGAUGGCACAUUUGAAGCCUUAGGGAGCUUUGCAUUUUAAAGGCUGAAUCCCACACUCUUAUCAUACAUAUUAAUAUUUACCUGCAUUCCACAUUAAAGGGUUCAGUUUAUGA
Messenger RNA from Symphalangus syndactylus (siamang), 10803 nucleotides. It is a transcript of the gene SNX33, whose product is annotated as sorting nexin 33. Gene Ontology annotation, biological process: endocytosis; mitotic cytokinesis; endosomal transport. Gene Ontology annotation, cellular component: plasma membrane; cytoplasmic vesicle. The record is from RefSeq and is a predicted model, not a curated record. Lineage: Eukaryota; Metazoa; Chordata; Mammalia; Primates; Hylobatidae. Gene Ontology annotation, molecular function: phosphatidylinositol binding; protein binding.